Messenger RNA from Octodon degus (degu), 654 nucleotides. RefSeq names its product 5-hydroxyisourate hydrolase-like. The transcript has 4 exons. Gene Ontology annotation, biological process: purine nucleobase metabolic process. Lineage: Eukaryota; Metazoa; Chordata; Mammalia; Rodentia; Octodontidae. The record is from RefSeq and is a predicted model, not a curated record. The coding region runs from base 48 to 473 and encodes 141 amino acids. Gene Ontology annotation, molecular function: hydroxyisourate hydrolase activity.
CCCACUGUGGCCAGGCGGAGUAACCUCCGCCCAUUACCCAGCAGGACAUGAGUUCCAGGGCCACCCCACGGCUGCUGACACUCCAGCGACACCUGGAAUCCCUGCAGGACAGUGAUAUGGAGUCUGGAAGCAGCCCACUUACCACACAUGUGCUAGACACCACAUCUGGGCUCCCAGCUGUGGGCCUCUGCCUCCGUUUGUCUCAGCUGAUGGACCUUGGCCAGCAGUGGACAGAGCUGAGGAAAAGCUCCACAGAUAUGGAUGGCCGCUGCCCAGGGCUUCUGAAGCCAGGCCAGCUGAAGCCAGGCACCUACAAGCUGUCCUUUGAUACCGGGGACUACUGGAAGAAGAGGGGGCAAGCGAGCUUCUACCCCUACGUAGAGGUUGUUUUCACCAUCUCAAAUGACAGCCAGAAGUUCCACGUGCCCCUGCUCCUGAGCCCAUGGUCAUACACCACCUACCGAGGGAGCUAGCACUGAGCCAAGCUCAACAGAGGCUACCUGUCCCUCCAACACUGAGCCAGUGGGCUUCAUGAUCAUCGUGGGGCAGAGGUCACCCACUUCUUGGGGAGGGACUGCAGUUUUCCAACAGGCAGCCAUGACUUCAGUGUCAAUAAAGUCAGUGCUGACAACUACAAAAUUAAUCCCAUUGUAG